Messenger RNA from Capsicum annuum, 4365 nucleotides. Its product is annotated as protein FAR1-RELATED SEQUENCE 3. Lineage: Eukaryota; Viridiplantae; Streptophyta; Magnoliopsida; Solanales; Solanaceae. Gene Ontology annotation, biological process: regulation of DNA-templated transcription. Bases 1116 to 3704 code for a protein of 862 amino acids. The record is from RefSeq and is a predicted model, not a curated record. The transcript is spliced from 6 exons. Gene Ontology annotation, molecular function: zinc ion binding.
GACAAAGGGUAUCAUCAGGACAAACAUAAUACUAAUAAUAAUGCGAUCCAUUUCAACUCGUCCACCACCCCCAGUACCAUCACUAAUAUUCUCUUCUUGAAGCUAACAUACAUACUGUUGUUGCAAUUCCGAAUUGAAAUUUCAGGCUUAUAUGCUUGAUACCCGUGGUGUUCCGGACAACUUUAGUACACCUUGACUAAUUCCACAGGAUACUUGUCACCUCCAACCAGUAGCAUGUACUAUGUUCUAUGUAACUUUGUCUUCAAAGGCUAGGACAGAUGGAGAAUUCACAUUGUGUUUUUUGGUCCGCUCAGUCAAGUUCAGGCACCAGGUGCCAGUCACGCUCUGAAAAAAAUUCGGGCUGUGACAAUUUGAGUAAUUCUUCUGGCUUUCAAAUAAAACAAAACACUCACAGAAUUUCUUCCUUUUUUUCUUUUUAAUAAUAUUAUCAGAAUAUGGGUACUGAAUCUCUAUUCUUUCGAUUUGCAGUCACUACUCUAAAUAACAUUUAUGCUCUUCUUUCUCUUCAUGGAAUUACUGUCUGGGUAUUGACUCCUUCCUCUGAACAUUGAAUUCCAUUCUAUUCUCCAAAAAUGUUUGUUUUCCUCUUUUUCUUAAUUAUCAGAGUUUGAUAUUAUAUCCCUCCUUAAAAUAUUGAACUUUCUUUUUAUGAUUCUGGGAGUCUUCUCUCUUUGUGGUAUUAGAAUUUAUGUACACAAUCCCUCCUCCAAAGUUCAAACACUUUAGUUUUGAUCAUUAUUCUGGUAAUAUUACUUUUCAGCUGCUUUUCACCUGCCCAAUGAACGCAACGUGAUGGAAAUUUGUAUCACCUACCUUUCUGCUCUCUGGUGACUGUGGAUAUAUAAUCUUUUUAAGAAAUAUUAUUAUUGAUAUACAUUUCCAUUUAAAGUUUUGAGUAAGGAGUAUGCUCAUGUGUGUAAAACUGGUCUUAUUCUUUUUAUUUCUUAUUAUAAAUAUUGAGUCACUGGUUAUCUUGAUCCAGUCAUAUGAUGUUAAGGCCUCCUAUUGUUCGCUUCUUUUCAUAAGAGAUGGCAAGACGACAUUUUGACCAAGAAGAAACAGAUUUGAUUUGUUAAUGUCAGUUCCCCAGCAAGAUGAAUUCCGAAGUGACUGAUAUAGUAGGGCAGAAGAGGCAAAAAAGUGGGGAAAGAGUUUCUGAAUCAAAUCAGAAUCCCAAACAGGGUUUGCCUGACAAUCUUGCUGAAAGAGAUUCUACCAUUGAGGUUGAUGAUGGGGAAGAGAAGCCAUAUGUGGGAAUGGAGUUUCAAACAGAAGAAGCAGCAAAGAAUUUUUUUGAAGCAUAUGCUAUGCGUGUGGGAUUUAGCAUACAUGUUGGUCAGUUCAGCCGAGCUAAGCCUAAUGGACCUAUCAUUACUUGGGAUUUUUCUUGUUCUAGAGAAGUUUUCAGAAGUAGGAAUAUAGAAAGUUGCAAUGCUAUGCUUCGCAUAGAGAAGAAGAGCUCAGAUAGUUGGGUUGUGACUAAAUUUGUUGAGGAUCAUAAUCAUUCAAUGGUGAAUCCCCGCAAGGUGAAUUACCUUCGACCUCGUAAACAUGUGGCUGGAGCUUCCAAGACUGUUGGAGAGGUACCGGGAGCUCCAACUGUUGUUAUGGUUCCACCAGUUGUGAUUCCAGUGGAUGGAAAUCAUGUAUUUGUCAGUUCGAAUGAAGGUGUUAAGGAUGCUUCUGCUGUGGAGUCAAAUCGUGUGACCAAGAACUUUAGCCCUGCCAUACCAUUAAUGUUUAUUCAGCCUUGCAGCCGAAAGAGAACUCUUGGAAGAGAUGCCCAUAAUCUUCUUGACUAUUUCAAAAAAAUGCAAGCGGAAAAUCCUGGUUUCUACUAUGCUAUUCAACUUGAUGAUGAAAACCGCAUGACGAAUGCUUUUUGGGCUGAUGCAAGAUCAAGGAUAUCUUAUAGGCACUUUGGCGAUGCUGUUAUUUUUGAUACAAUGUAUAGACCAAAUCUGUUCCAGGUUCCGUUUGCUCCAUUCACUGGUGUAAAUCAUCAUGGGCAAAUGGUUUUGUUUGGCUGUGGAUUACUCUUAGAUGAGUCCGAGUCUUCCUUUACUUGGCUUUUCCGGACCUGGCUAUCUGCAAUGAAUAACCGCCCUCCAGUUUCAAUUACAACCGACCAGGAUAGAGCUAUUAAGACAGCAGUCAACGUAGUAUUACCGAGUACUCGUCAUUGCAUCUGUAAGUGGCAUAUCUUACGAGAAGGGCAGGAAAGAUUGGCUCACGUAUAUAUGGCUCAUCCUUCAUUUUAUGGGGAGCUAUAUAGCUGCAUUAACUAUUCUGAGACAAUUGAGGAUUUCGAAUCAUCAUGGGUCUCUGUACUUGAUAAAUAUAAGCUGGGAAAAAAUGAGUGGCUUCAAGCUGUAUAUAAUGCUCGCGACCAGUGGGCUCCAGUGUAUUUUCGAGAUUCUUUCUUUGCUGCACUUCCCUCAAACCAGGGUGUAACUUCUUUUUUUGAUGGAUAUGUGAAUCAGCAGACAACUCUACCAAUGUUCUUUAAGCAGUAUGAAAGAGCUUUAGAAAGUUCCCUUGAAAGGGAAAUUGCAUCUGACUUUGAUACAAAUUGCACCACACCAAUGCUAAGGACCCCAUCUCCAAUGGAACAGCAAGCAGCUAAUCUUUUCACCAAAAUAGUUUUUGCAAAGUUUCAAGAGGAACUAGUUGAAACUUUUGCCCACACUGCCAAUAAGAUUGAUGGUGAUGAGACUCGAAGCAAAUUUAGGGUCGCAAAAUAUGAACAGGAUGACAAGGCAUACAUUGUCAUGUUGAAUUUUGCCGAGAUGAAAGCAAGUUGCAGCUGUCAGAUGUUUGAGUAUUCGGGCAUCUUAUGUAGACACAUUUUAACCGUUUUCACAGUGACUAAUGUUCUCAAAGUUCCAUCUCAUUAUAUACUUAAGAGGUGGACAAGGAAUGCAAAAGUUGGACAAGGAUCGGAUGAAGAAGACAUUGUAAAACAAGGAAUUAAUUCGCUCACUUCACGUUUCAAUCAUCUAUGUGUGGAAGCUUUACGAUAUGCAGAAGAAGGGGCAGUUUCUGUGGAGAGCUAUGAUGCAGCGGUUAGUGCUCUGAGAGAUGGGUUGAGGAAGAUUUCUAUUGUUGCGAAAAAUGUUGCCAGGCCUCUUACCUCACAGGGAAGUGGAAGUACUCAGGAUGAGAGCAUAAAAAGUACUCCAGCUACUUCUGAUACUGCGCCAUCUUUAUGGACUUGGCAAGAUGCAAUGCCUCAUCAUUUUAACCUUAAUGAUGGCGGUUUAACUGCUGGUGAUUUAAAUCAGCCCACUAUGACACCUGUGGCUAUAAAUCAUGAUGGUGGCCUUGCUGAUAAUGUGGUUGUUUGUACUUGUUUUAAGUCUAUGACAUGGGUGAUUGAAAACAAAAGUCAAGCAAGUAAAGUGGCUGUCAUCAAUUUGAAGUUGCAAGAUUAUGGCAAGAACCCAGCAGGGGAAACAGAAGUUCAGUUUAGACUUACAAGAGUCACUCUGGAGCCAAUGCUGAAAUCCAUGGCAUACAUAAGUCAACAACUUUCUCUGCCGGCAAAUAGAGUAGCUGUUAUUAAUUUAAAGCUUCAAGAUACUAAGACACCUUCCGGAGAGACUGAAGUGAAAUUUCAAGUUUCAAGGGAUACUCUAGGAUCAAUGUUGAGAUCGAUGGCUUACAUUCGUGAACAACUUUGAAUAGGAACUCCUUGUAAAUAGUGUCUGGAGCAUAGAGAACACAUAUUCACAGCUGCAGUUAUCUCUACCAGCCAGCCAGCCACUCAGAUUGCUCUAUUUUCGGUUAGCACUUAUUCUAACUAUGCUAUGUAGUUGACCCAUCAUGUAAUUGUAUGCUGGAAAAUUAGUUGUACAUGUCUGCAAGGAGGACCUAGCAAAGAAUGUAAUCAUCUUAGGUUAGUAGCAGUUGCCGUUUUAUUGAUAGAUAACUAUAAUUAUUUUUUUCUUAUGGUAGGUAUAAGUGUGUAAUCUAUUAUUUGUAUUCCUUUGUAAGCUGCCUGUGUUGAUACUCCCAAGGUCCUAGUGUGAGGGAUGUCUCUUGUUCUCCUUUUUUUCCCCUUCUUUUCUUCUUUCUUCAGUGUCUUCUCGAAGACCAAAGAGGCUGAAAUACAUUAAAGAAGCAGGUUGAGGUUGAAUUUCAGUUGUUCCCUUGUUGGUGGCCUUCUGUGCUGAGGUUUCACUUAUGAUACGUAAGGCACUUCAUUUUCACCUGGGUGGGUCUUGGUUACCUACCUUAGUGUUAAUUUUAGGACCUGUUUGAUUUGAUCUUUUUCUGUAUAUAAUCAGAAUGAUCAUAUGUAUAAUUGUUUGAUUUGGUAUAAAAGUUGGGUGUUUCACUUGA